CUAGUUUUUUCCAAAACCAUUUAACCAUUAUUGUGACUGCUGUUAGAACAAGCAAGAUUUGGGGCCAUCAUGAUCAACAUAGAAUUGUAUUGUUUUUAUAACCAAUGUUUUGUGUGAUUGAAAAAGCGUAUGUAUAUGCAAUAGCAUUUCUUGGCAUGGUGACAGGACAGAUGUUUUUUAAGACUUCUUGCGGUCUUUUGUUCAGAAGCACACUUCGGCGUUCUCAACACGUAGCAGAAAAUUCUUGAAAUGAGAGUAGGAUAUUGACACCUCUGUGGGGCAUCACCAUCUUGUCUAUAACAUAAACUUUAUUUUGUUGUGUUGGCAGAAACGUCCGGAGGAUCUCUCCAGCUAGAUUAUAUCUUGAGUUGGCGUUAUUCAUGGCGCUGUUGAAAAUUGUACUGUUAUUAUUCAUUGGAAUUACAGUUGCUCGCAAGUGCAAGUCCCCAAUAGAGUUGGCUGUAGUGGUCGAUGCAUCUGAUAGUCUGUCAUUGAAAGACGUUAGAUAUGUUAAGCUGUUUAUUAAAAGUAUAGCGAACUUUUCUCGUAUGGCGGUAUUUUCAAGUCACGUGUCCGUUAUUUUGGCGGGAUAUAAUGUUAGUGUUGCAAUUGCUUUGAACAAAAUUGGUGCAGAUAAGUUCAAAUUUUACGAAACUGUGGAUAAAGUUGUCAAACCGCUGGGAGGAGAAUGGAGUGUGAAUAGAGGUCUUCAAAUGAUUAAGAAACAAGUUUUUACUGAAGGAAACGAGAUGCGAUCUUUCUUACCACAAAUUGUUUUGGUUGUUACGAGCGGAAAACCAGGAAAUGGCAAUGAUAUUCAACAUCAAAUAAAGAAUUUGAAUGAUAUUGGAGCGAAAGUGUACAUUGUUAGUGUUGGUGAUGUUGCACGACGAGACAAAAUAAUGCGCAUGAUCAGAAAUGAGAGCAGUAAAAUAGUCAAAGUUCAUCUAAACAAUUUUCGAGAAUUGACAUCUUUUUCAUUUAUCAUCGGCGAAGAGAUAUGUCAAACACAUUAUCACGAUGAGCUUGCCAUUUGCAAGACCAAAAUGGACGUUGGCUUUAUAGUCGACUCAUCUGGUAGCAUUAAUAACGCUGGAUAUCUAAGCAUCAAAACUUUCAUGAAAGCAAUUUCUGUGUACCUUGGAUUCGCACCUGAUGCUUUACGUGUUGGUGCUGUAUUGUACAGCAAAGAAGCAAAAGUAUGGAUUCAAUUCAAAGAGAUUGUCGAACUUAGAAAAUUGUUUAAAAAGUUGUGGAAAAUGCCUCAUUACCGUGAUAUGACUCGUAUAGAUUAUGGUCUUGUUGUUGCCAACACUCAAUUGUUUACAAGAGAAAGUGGAAUGCGGGAUGAUGCGAUAAAGAUUGCAAUUUUGUUAACUGAUGGUGAGCAAACUACCAGAGGAAUUAAAGACUUGAUUCCUCUUAGAGAAGCAGCUGAUAAACUAAGGGAGCGAGAGGUAGCCGUGUUUGCUGUUGGAAUUGGUAAAUCAGUCAGAAAAGACCAGCUUCUUGAGAUUACCAAUGCUUCAGAAUAUGUAAAAAUUUUGUCUUCCUUCAAUGAUUUGAAGUCGGUAACGAGAAAGGUAGCAAGGGAUGUUUGUCAACUGGUUAAUGGUAUGUCUGUUUAGUGUGUCACUGAUGCGUCUGAGUAAUGAAACAAUAUUAUCUAUAUCAUAGUUACGUUCAUAGAAACUAAGUUGAAUUUUGAAGUUCUUUACUAUGCGCUUUAUAAACUUAUUUUUUGAAUAUACCAAAUGAAAUUCAUCUCAAUGAAA
Molecule: messenger RNA, 1775 nt
Organism: Xenia sp. Carnegie-2017
Lineage: Eukaryota; Metazoa; Cnidaria; Anthozoa; Malacalcyonacea; Xeniidae
Product: collagen alpha-6(VI) chain-like
Exons: 5
Coding region: 381-1628 (415 amino acids)
Source: RefSeq, a predicted model, not a curated record